AUGUCGCUUCCCCAACCGAACUCCACCCUCACCGGUGCUUGCUCGGUAAUCUAUGACAAUGUUUUAUACGCAUAUUCAGCCGACGCUUUCCAAUCUCUGGAAUUAGAAGAAGGAGCGGAAUGGAAGACGCUGGACAGUGGAGAGUCGGUACAAGGCGGCGUAUGCGUCGGAUCCACGCCAUCCGACUCUUCGCAGGCAGGAUUAUAUAUUGUCGGCGGCACAUCCUCUGACUCGGCGUAUAUGGGCCUGCAAAAGUUCACUUAUUCGACUGGGAAAUGGGAGUCAAUCACGUUCACGCCACAAAUAUCGGAUCUUCAAAACAGGAAAUGGCACAGCGCAACGUACCUGAAUGCUUCCGAUAAGAUUCUGGUAUAUGCGGGUGCCACCGACGACAUCAAAUAUAUCUCGACGCAGACUUUUACCAUCAGCGCAUCGUCGCCAUACCAGGUCCUUUCGUACGAAUCUGACGGAGCUCCCCCGGCGAUUGCCCCUAUCCUGCUUCCAUGGUCGGACACGGAUGCCGUCAUGAUCGCUGGGGAAUCCACCAAUACCAAGGUCAUGCUCUUCAACCCUGAUCAGCAUUGGUACGACUCUGGAGCAUCUUUGGCCAGCCCAAUCGUGCAGGAUACUAGUGUGGUCAAAGGAAUGCUGGUGACUGGCGACGAUGGAAGCAAACAUCUCUACACUUUCGAUGCUACCACCUCCCCCAACACAGUGAACCGGACAGUUCUGUGGGAUGGUAGCGGAGCAGCUGUCGCCAGUUCGGUUCCCAUCCAAGGGAGCGCAAGUACUUCAUCACGACGAGCAUUGGACGCUAGCGACUGGCCUACUUAUAACUCCACUUUGGCCUCGGAUACCACGCGCUCGGAUUAUUCUUUGGCCAGUGAUUCUUCUGGAAUGGCUGUCUUGUCUGGCGGUAAUGAUGACGAUGUGCUAAGCAUCUUUGACGGCACAACAAACAGCUGGCAAAAUGCCACGGCACUGCUGGUUGGAGCUUCGGUUCACUCUGAAUCCGAACCUCAGUCUAGUUCAUCAUCCGCCUCGUCGACAGCCACGGCCUCUUCGACUGCAGUUGCAGCGGCAACGCAGAGCGCAACAACCGAAGCUGCAGCUUCUUCGUCGAGCAAUCUGCCACCUACAUCGAUUCUCGGGAUUGCCCUUGGCGUUAUUUUCGGAUGUGCAAUUGUACUGAUUGCAUUGCUUUUCCUCAUGAAGCGGAAACGACAAAAGCAGGCCCACGCGGACGGCGGCCAAGAUAAUGGUGCCAAUGUCAUGCCCGAAAAACAAGACUACUUCGCUCAAGACAUUCCGCAAUCCAAGUUUGUCCCUGGACAUGCUCAGCAGGAUUCGCAGUCGUCGUUUUCCUCCAUGGCCAUUUUGAUGGGCAGAGCACAGAAACCAGGUCUCGCUCGCAAGGGAAGCAAAGACUCGACCCGAAGUGACGCAAGCAGCAUCUUGAACAGGCAGUUCAAGGCUACAAUUAGCCGACCAUCACCAAUUCCCGAGCCUGAAUUCGAUGAUUCAGACUCCUUACCGACGAGGAAUGGCAAGUCUGGUGCAGUCGGCGUUGCUGAAACCCAAGUGAGGCCCAGAGCACCCCCGAUCGCGACCAAGGACGAUGGCACGAGAAGAAGUUCCGGCUGGAACCGCUACUGGUCCGGUGGCACCACCCUAAACAUGCUGGGCUUUGGAAAUGGGUCAUCUCGCAGGGAAACACAAGCCUCUGAAGGCUCCCGUUACUCGGAUAUGCACCGCAUGACACAGGACUCGGCAACUGUUCCUCCACUGCAUGUUGAAGAAGGAAGACCGUCCUUUAGCCAGGUGCAUACAGAAAGCCCAACAGUAUCUCACUACUCGGAUCACCUCAAGAAUAUGCAGACGGCCUCGCUAGAGCGCCCAGUUUCCGAAGUCUCCUCUUCCGGAUACUCGAGCGGAAUCCCUCCUAGUAUUCACGAGCAGUGGGAUCCUGCCACAAUCAACAACAAAAGCUGGGGUCACGAUAGAGCACCAAGCAGCGCUUAUAGCCAGAGCAUCUUUCCCUCGGGCCCUCGCACUUCGGCUGGCAUCAACCAGGCCCCAAGUGGUGUUUCUCGUCAGCCUCAACUGACCAUGGCCCACACAUCGGACAUGAGUUGGUUGAAUCUGGGAGAAAACGCUCGUCACUCGCAGUCGCAAUGA
Messenger RNA from Pestalotiopsis fici W106-1, 2178 nucleotides. RefSeq lists its product as uncharacterized. The coding region runs from base 1 to 2178 and encodes 725 amino acids. The record is from RefSeq and is a predicted model, not a curated record. Gene Ontology annotation, molecular function: protein binding. The transcript has a single exon. Lineage: Eukaryota; Fungi; Ascomycota; Sordariomycetes; Amphisphaeriales; Sporocadaceae.